GUAGUAGAUAUAAAAAAACAGUGGAUGCCGGAAACAUAUAUAUGACCGCUCAUGUUUCACACGAACCAUUUGACUGACGCAAAGGCGCCAGUUUCAUUACUUGUAUUUGUGACAAACUUUUACUGAGACGAGCUGAAACUGGAAAAUGCCUGUGAGUAAAACUCUGCCCAUGGGCACCACCCAUAAUAAGCCGGCUUCUAAAAUCCCAGUGCCGGCAAGAAACAUCAAAACUCUGACUGCGGCCACAAGUUCUCAAGCAAGCGGCAAGACCAAAGUCUCUGCAAAAGAAGGGGUCCCUCUGACAGAAUUGCAAAAACUGGACUCCCUACGAUCUAAACUGGAACAAUCCGUAGAUGCAUUCGUCAGGGCCAGGAAAGAGCUGGAGGAAAUAUUGCCAGUAGAGGGCAGCAGUGAACAAGGACGUCCCCUCACUGGAUCUUCUGUUGACCUGAGGACUGAGCUGAGGAGACACAGAGAACUGACGUCCAGAGCAGCUUCAUCUUUAAAGAGCAGUAAAGCCCCCGACAAUCACACUCAAGAUCCUGUGAAGAUGGGCAGCUCCUACCAGUUUCUCAAGUCCAUUAUGGGUUGAAUUAAUUACAAAUAAAGUUGCCGUACAUGUUGGUUUAUGAAAAAAA
Hippoglossus stenolepis (Pacific halibut) is the source of this 638-nucleotide messenger RNA. It is a transcript of the gene itgb3bp, whose product is annotated as integrin subunit beta 3 binding protein. The transcript is spliced from 8 exons. Lineage: Eukaryota; Metazoa; Chordata; Actinopteri; Pleuronectiformes; Pleuronectidae. The coding region runs from base 146 to 592 and encodes 148 amino acids. The record is from RefSeq and is a predicted model, not a curated record.